GUUUAUCAACAAGGGCCUAUAUAUAAAGGCGCGGCGCGCGGCGCGCGCACACGCACCUCAACCCGCGACGCUGUCACUGCGCUGCCAUCCAACCGCUCACAAUGUUCCACAGAACAGUGCUCCGUUGCGCCGUGCUGAUCGUGCUGGUGCCUCUAGUAGUCGGGGGCCCUUGGCAGAGGCCCCAGCGCACGCGGAGGUCACCCUCCACACUAGACACGAUCACUAUCAUCUCGCUGGAGGAGCCGUGCGCGCUGCAGGGCGGCAUGUGCAUGCGCAGCGAGGACUGCGAGCCCGGCAACUGGGUGCGCAUCCAGGCCGACCUGUGCCCCGAGCAGAAGCACAUGGGGAUCGGCUGUUGCUAUAACUAACAACAACACAGCAUCGAUCUGAACUCCGCCUCGAGGAGAUCGCACCAGAGCCGCCGGAGCCGCGCACUCACUACGCUCGUGACAUCCUGCUGUAGUAUGUACCCGGUAUAGGAGGCUUGAUGCGGCAGGAUCCCACUUCUGACGUCAUCGGCGUCCUCAGUAUCUCGGCAUCGCCUCUCGCGGCCCGUCUUACGAUCGCCUUACUUACAAAGUACCUUAUAUUUAAGAAAGUUAAACUUGACAUAGGUUUUAAGAUGAAAGCGACCCUGUAAAGUUAUCUAUUUAUUAUAAUAAUUAUAUAAGCACUUAUACUUAAGUAAAUAUGUUGUUAUGCUCUAAGCUAUUCUGAUUUAUUAAUAUUUUAUUUAUUAAAUCAGUACUUAAUUAUGUCAUGUUUUGUUUUAAAAAGAUGAUUAAUUAAUAAUUUAAUUAUGAGUGUAAAUUGGUAGCUGAAACGAUUUCAAAAAUCGUGUACUUUCAUAUUAUAUGACUGUCAAAAUAUGCUGUCGCUAAAAGCUGAAAUCUUGACGAAAUAAUUUCUAUUAUCUUUCAAUUUGCAUAUAAAUAAAAAAAUGCCUUGUUGG
Maniola jurtina (meadow brown) is the source of this 952-nucleotide messenger RNA. RefSeq lists its product as uncharacterized. Lineage: Eukaryota; Metazoa; Arthropoda; Insecta; Lepidoptera; Nymphalidae. The transcript has 3 exons. Bases 102 to 368 code for a protein of 88 amino acids. The record is from RefSeq and is a predicted model, not a curated record.